Messenger RNA from Lontra canadensis (Northern American river otter), 1432 nucleotides. RefSeq names its product enolase 1 (gene ENO1). Gene Ontology annotation, biological process: glycolytic process. The coding region runs from base 59 to 1363 and encodes 434 amino acids. NCBI's taxonomy places the organism in Eukaryota, Metazoa, Chordata, Mammalia, Carnivora, Mustelidae. The transcript is spliced from 12 exons. Gene Ontology annotation, cellular component: phosphopyruvate hydratase complex. Gene Ontology annotation, molecular function: phosphopyruvate hydratase activity; magnesium ion binding. The record is from RefSeq and is a predicted model, not a curated record.
CUUGCAGAAUCUUCUGCUUCUUUCCCGGGCAGCGCUAUCCGGCGGCCAGAAAGUCACCAUGUCUGUUCUCAAGAUCCAUGCCAGAGAGAUCUUCGACUCUCGUGGGAAUCCCACCGUGGAGGUUGACCUCUACACUUCCAAAGGUCUCUUCAGAGCUGCUGUGCCCAGUGGUGCGUCCACUGGUAUCUACGAGGCCCUCGAGCUCCGGGACAAUGACAAGACCCGUUACAUGGGGAAAGGUGUCUCAAAGGCUGUUGAGCACAUCAAUAAAACUAUUGCACCUGCCCUGAUUAGCAAGAACGUGAAUGUCGUAGAGCAGGAGAAGAUCGACAGGCUGAUGAUUGAGAUGGACGGAACAGAAAAUAAGUCUAAAUUUGGUGCGAACGCCAUUCUGGGGGUGUCCCUGGCUGUCUGCAAGGCGGGGGCCACCGAGAAGGGGGUGCCCCUGUACCGCCACAUUGCCGACUUGGCGGGCAAUGCUGAAGUCAUCCUGCCGGUUCCGGCUUUCAAUGUCAUCAACGGUGGUUCUCAUGCCGGCAACAAGCUAGCCAUGCAGGAGUUCAUGAUCCUGCCCGUGGGUGCGGCCAGCUUCCGGGAGGCCAUGCGCAUCGGGGCCGAGGUCUACCACAACCUGAAGAAUGUCAUCAAGGAGAAAUACGGGAAGGACGCCACCAAUGUGGGGGAUGAAGGCGGGUUUGCGCCUAACAUCCUGGAGAACAAAGAAGCUCUGGAGCUGCUGAAGAAUGCCAUCGGGAAAGCUGGCUACACCGACAAGGUGGUCAUUGGCAUGGACGUAGCGGCCUCAGAGUUCUUCCGGUCGGGCAAGUAUGACCUGGACUUCAAGUCCCCCGAUGACCCCAACAGGUACAUCACGCCCGACGAGCUGGCCAACCUGUACAAGUCCUUCAUCAAGGAUUACCCAGUGGUGUCCAUCGAAGACCCGUUUGACCAGGAUGACUGGGAGGCUUGGCAGAAGUUCACUGCCAGCGCCGGCAUCCAGGUGGUGGGGGACGAUCUCACUGUGACCAACCCGAAGCGGAUUUCCAAGGCCGUGAGCGAAAAAUCGUGCAACUGCCUCCUGCUGAAGGUGAACCAGAUCGGCUCCGUGACUGAGUCUCUCCAGGCGUGCAAACUGGCCCAGUCCAACGGCUGGGGCGUCAUGGUGUCACAUCGCUCUGGGGAGACUGAGGAUACCUUCAUCGCUGACCUGGUGGUGGGACUUUGCACUGGGCAGAUCAAGACGGGGGCACCUUGCCGAUCUGAGCGCUUGGCCAAGUACAACCAGAUCCUCAGAAUUGAAGAGGAACUGGGUAGCAAGGCUAAGUUCGCCGGCAGAAGCUUCCGAAACCCCCUCGCCAAGUAAGCUCCAGGCAGCGCACCCCAGGUCCUGUGGUCCUGCGUCGGCUCAUUAGACCUCUGCCCCCCCCCUGCC